CGGAGGGAACAGUUUUCGCGUUUCUCGGAAAGCGUAAGGAUAGUUGAUCAUGCCUGAUCCAGCCAAGUCCGCUCCAGCCGCGAAGAAAGGCUCCAAGAAAGCGGUGACCAAGACCCAGAAGAAAGAUGGGAAGAAGCGCAGGAAGACAAGGAAGGAGAGUUACGCCAUUUACGUGUACAAGGUGCUGAAGCAGGUGCACCCCGAUACCGGCAUCUCCUCCAAGGCCAUGAGCAUCAUGAACUCCUUUGUCAACGAUGUGUUUGAGCGCAUCGCAGGGGAAGCCUCCCGCCUGGCUCAUUACAACAAGCGCUCCACCAUCACCUCCCGGGAGAUCCAGACCGCGGUCCGCCUGCUGCUGCCUGGGGAGCUGGCCAAGCACGCCGUGUCCGAGGGCACCAAGGCUGUCACCAAGUACACCAGCGCCAAGUAACUGCUGCCCCAUCUCCUGCCCUACUCCCGGCAACACAAAGGCUCUUCUAAGAGCCACCCAUUUUCUCACUAUAAGAUCUGUUAUUGGCUAUAGGCGCUUUGUAUAAUAUAAAUGAACGGUAAUCGGUGAAUAUUAUGGGGAAACAGCCGGUAACAUUGGCACCAGGGAGAAUCUGGGGUAUAAUUCUAGUUGGCGGGGCUGAAGUUGCUCUAACGC
This is a messenger RNA of Xenopus tropicalis (tropical clawed frog), 646 nucleotides long. RefSeq names its product histone H2B 1.1. The transcript has a single exon. Lineage: Eukaryota; Metazoa; Chordata; Amphibia; Anura; Pipidae. The record is from RefSeq and is a predicted model, not a curated record. The coding region runs from base 50 to 430 and encodes 126 amino acids.